AAAGGAGAUAGAGAGCUCACUGAGAGCCGCGCAAGAAAUGGCGACGGCGGCGUUGUCACCGGCCACCGUUUCUCUCCGCCUGAAACCGUUUUCCUCCACCAUUCGCUUCCUGUCCUUGUACCGCAAUCACCAACCAAACCUUACCAAACUAAAAUACCAAAUCAUCACCACUCUUCCUCAUCACCCGCCAAAACACCAACUCUACUUCAAUCACUUGAACGAUUCCAUAACUCACCGUCGAUGCUUUUCCACCAUCGUAUCUGCCUCAGUAUCCUCCGGCGAGGUCGUAGAGAAGUCCAAAACCGAAUCUACUGACGAACGAGUUGGGGAAUUUCGUAAACGGCUGAGAAUUGUUGAUAUAAAAGGAGGGGAAAGCGAGGGUUGCGAUAGAUUAGGUGAAACGUUGACGGUUAGGGGUUGGGUUAGAACUCUUCGUGUUCAGAGCAGUGUUACAUUCAUUGAGGUGAAUGAUGGUUCAUGCCUGUCAAAUAUGCAAUGCGUGAUCGAUUCAGAUGCUGAAGGUUAUGAUCAGGUGGAGAGUGGUUUGAUAGCAACAGGUGCAUCAAUCUGCGUACAUGGAGUUGUGGUACCGAGCCAAGGAAAGAAACAAAAAAUAGAGCUGAAGAUUCACAAACUUGUUACGGUUGGUAAGAGUGACACAUCAUUUCCUAUUCAGAAGAAAAAGGUCACACGAGAAUUUUUAAGAAGCAAGGCACAUCUUCGUCCUAGAACAAACACUUUUGGUGCGGUUGCACGGGUUAGGAAUGCUUUGGCGUAUGCUACACAUAAAUUCUUUCAAGAAAAUGGGUUUGUUUGGAUUUCGAGUCCUAUUAUUACCGCAUCGGAUUGUGAAGGUGCUGGCGAGCAAUUUUGUGUAACCACAUUGAUACCAAGCUCCAAAGAAGCCAUUGAUUCUCCGGCCGAUGCUAUCCCAAGAACAAAAAACGGCUUAAUUGAUUGGUCACAAGAUUUUUUUGAAAAACCAGCAUUCUUGACGGUCUCUGGCCAACUCAACGCCGAAACAUACGCUACUGCUCUUUCUGAUGUGUAUACAUUUGGUCCUACAUUUCGAGCGGAAAAUUCCAACACUUCCAGACAUUUGGCUGAAUUCUGGAUGAUUGAGCCCGAGCUUGCAUUUGCGGACCUGAAUGAUGACAUGGCCUGUGCCACUGCCUAUCUCCAGUAUGUCGUGAAACAUGUUCUUGAAAAUUGCAAGGAAGAUAUGGAUUUCUUCAAUAAUUGGAUUGAGAAAGGAAUCAUCGACCGUCUGAGUGAUGUCGUUGAGAAAAGCUUUGUACGACUGACUUACACAGAUGCAGUUGAACUACUUCUAAAAUCAAAGAAGAAAUUUGAGUUUCCGGUGAAAUGGGGAUGUGAUUUGCAAAGUGAGCAUGAACGUUACAUAACGGAGGAAGCUUUCUGUGGAUGCCCAGUUAUUAUAACCGACUACCCGAAGGAUAUCAAAGCGUUCUAUAUGCGGCAAAAUGAUGAUGGCAAGACUGUUGCAGCUAUGGACUUGCUGGUUCCACGGGUUGGUGAGCUUAUUGGUGGAAGUCAAAGGGAAGAACGUCUUGAUUACUUGGAAAACCGUCUAGAUGAACUCAACCUCAAUAAGGAGAGCUUUUGGUGGUACUUGGAUCUUCGGCGUUAUGGUACAGUUCCACAUGCGGGUUUCGGGUUGGGUUUCGAGAGGCUUGUGCAAUUUGCAACUGGAUUAGACAACAUUCGAGAUACAAUACCUUUCCCUCGAGCACCUGGGUCUGCCGAAUUUUGACCUGGAGAUCGACCGAUGCCGACUUUGGUGUUACUUUCUUCUAUUCAUUAUUGCAACCAACAAAUUCCCCAUCUGAAUGUUUUGAUGUAGAAAAGGGGGAGAUUUUUUGUCUGUAAAAUUUAUAUAUAUUAUUUAAAUUUGUUUUAAUCAUGUUAAAUCAAUGUAUUCAAUAAAAAUAGGUUUGUCAAUAACAUGCUUGUAUGCUCUUUAGUGAUCAUUUGGUUGGAAAAAUCUGGUUUUAAGGGAUU
Cynara cardunculus var. scolymus (artichoke) is the source of this 2022-nucleotide messenger RNA. RefSeq names its product asparagine--tRNA ligase, chloroplastic/mitochondrial. Gene Ontology annotation, biological process: asparaginyl-tRNA aminoacylation. The transcript has 15 exons. Gene Ontology annotation, cellular component: mitochondrion. Gene Ontology annotation, molecular function: nucleic acid binding; asparagine-tRNA ligase activity; ATP binding. Bases 38 to 1774 code for a protein of 578 amino acids. NCBI's taxonomy places the organism in Eukaryota, Viridiplantae, Streptophyta, Magnoliopsida, Asterales, Asteraceae. The record is from RefSeq and is a predicted model, not a curated record.